Centrocercus urophasianus (Greater sage-grouse) is the source of this 5391-nucleotide messenger RNA. Its product is annotated as collagen alpha-1(VII) chain-like. Gene Ontology annotation, molecular function: protein binding. The record is from RefSeq and is a predicted model, not a curated record. The transcript has 55 exons. Lineage: Eukaryota; Metazoa; Chordata; Aves; Galliformes; Phasianidae. The annotation marks the transcript as partial.
AUGUAUGUCAAGAUCCUUGCCCUGGCAGUAGCCAUGGCACAUUACAGAGCCAUGGCUGUUCACGAAGUGUGCAGGACAGCAGAGGUGGCCGAUGUCCUGUUCCUCGUGGGGCAAUCCCAGGGUGCAGGGAGAGAGAGCUCCCGACUGCUCAAGGACUUCAUCAGCAGCGUGGCCCGCUCCUUUGAGAAUGUGGUGAUGGGCAAAGGAGGCAUCCGGCUGGCAGUGGCACUCUAUGGAGAGAAACCAAGGAUGUGUAUUGAACUGACAGACUAUGUGACCAUCGAAGAAAUGCUGGUGGCAAUUCAGGAAAUUUCAAUCAAAGGCAAUAGCUUGAAAGUGGGGUCUGCCCUGGCAUUUGCAGCUCAUGCCAUGUCUCGCCCAGAUACACUGCGAGAGGAUGCAGCAAAGGUAGUUGUUUUGAUCACAAGUGGGAAAUCCAGUGAUUUGGUUGAAGACAAAGCCCAAGUCCUGCAGGAUGCAGGAGUGACCGUGUUUGCUGUAGGAAUUAAAGAUGCUGACAAGCAUGAACUGAACAAAAUAGCUUCGGAACCCACAGCAGAGCAUGUGAUUUAUGUUGAUGACUUUCACCUGCUCCACAAUGCAGCCCAAAAACUCUCACGAAGGCUCUGUUUCACUGUCUCAGAGCCCCCACGGCCCAUCAAACAACCUGUGCAAGUUGAGAAGAUCAUCGGCCCCCGGGAUCUGCGUGUGAGUGAGCACAGCCACAGCUCUCUGAGGUUCACGUGGAUGCCAGCUACAGGGAGGGUGAUGGGGUACCGUGUCCGUGUGUAUCCCUUGUUGCCUUCAGGACAGCCAGUUUUGGAGGAUCAGCAGCAGAUUUUGGUGGAUGGUGACAAAUGCACUGUGCUGGUGACUGAUCUGAAACCCAACACCAAGUACGUCUUCACAGUGAGAGCCGUCUAUACAGAUGCCCUCGGAGAGUCAGCAGCAGUCAAGGGGAAAACCACACCAGUGCCUCCAGUCACUAAUUUCCGUGUGAUUGAAGAAGGACUUUUUAGCUUGAAGGUUGCUUGGACUCCUCCCCUGGGCAAGCUGGAAGGCUACAAAGUCUACAUCCCUGGAGCCAACAGACCUGGAAUGACCUACGAGUGGGUUCUGCAGGGUGAUGUCUCCUCCCAUGUGCUAGAUAACUUGCAGGAGGAUAGAGAGUACAGCAUCAGCAUCUAUGCAGUGUACCCCCAGGGUCCAAGCCAGCCCGUGACUGCCAUGGGGAGAACAUUGAAGCCCCUGCCUGUGAGGAGCAUCUUGCUGCAGAAUGAGACCACUGAUACACUCCAGAUGCGGUGGAGCUCUGUCCGGGGUGCAACGGGCUACAGGCUCACCUGGACAUCAGCAGAUGGCAGCAUCCAGGAUGUGAACCUCAGCAGCACCUACAGCUACUACAUGAUCCAAGGGCUGCAGCCUGGCACAGAAUACACUGUCACCAUCAACCCCAUCUUUGGAGAUGUUGAGGGGCCAGUGGUGAGCAGAAAAGCAACCACAGUGGCUUCAAGCACUGUGCAGAUGUUGAAUGUGAGUGAGAUAUCCACCAAUGCUGCUCUGGUCUCCUGGGACUCAGUUGCUGGGGCCACUGGCUACCGAGUAGCUUGGGGUCCUACACCAGAAUUUUUUGGGAAAGAUCGACCUCGGCAGCUGGCCCUCAACAAGUCAAUCACAACCUACCAGCUCCGCAACCUGGCCCAUGACACCGAGUAUGUGAUUUCCCUCUAUGUGCUCUUUGGCUCAGUGGAAGGACCAGGGAUCACAACCACAGCCAAGACAUCUCCUCUUGGCUACAUCUCCAAUUUCAAGGUGACAUCCUACACCAGCUCAAGCCUGUCUCUGGCAUGGAGCAUCAUGUCGGCUGCCACCAAAUUCAAAGUCACCUGGAGACCUGUGGGAGCCAGCAAUGAAAAACAGGUGGCCAAGACUCAGUACCUGGGCAGCAGAUUGUUGGCUCACCAGAUUGACCACCUGUUGCCUGACACCCUGUAUAAAGUCAGCAUUAGGGCUGUCUUCAGCAAGACUGAGGGGCCAGAGGUGACUCUGACUCACCGCACAGCAUCUCUCACAGACUCCAGCCCCAUCCACACCAUCCAAGAUCUGAGGAUUACCAACACUGCUAUCAAUACUUUGAAGCUGUCUUGGAGGAGGCUUCCAGAGGCAACUCACUAUAAGAUAUCCUGGGUACCACUCAGAAGUGGCUUGGAAACCUCACAGUUAGUUGGAGGUGAGAGCAACUCAUUCACCAUCCCCAAGCUGAAGGAGAGCACCACCUACACCAUUGGUGUGUCUGCAGUGAUUGGAGGACAGGAGGGAAACCCCACGCUCCUCACAGCCAAAACUUUGGAUUUACCCAAAGUGACUGAGUUCACUAUGCAGGAAGCUGCAGAGACCAGUGUUUUGCUGACUUGGACUGCUGUUCCUGGAGUAUCCACAUACCUACUAACAUGGCGCUUGUCCUCAGCUUCUGAUCUUUCCCUGGAAGUGCUACCAGCAGCUUUGAGAUCGUAUCGAGUGACAGGACUGAGCUCUGAGGAGACGUAUUUGUUUUCCAUAAGACCAGUCUUUGGAGAUAGAGAGGGACCAAAAACAACACUCGUUGGGCAAACAGCUGGACCUCACGGCGAUUCACCUCCACUGGUCUCUCCCAUGACUUCUGCAAAACAGGCUACCAUGAGAUCCCCAUCUCCAAGCAAUGUGAAGACCACUCCUCUUCCAUUAGCCACCACUACAUUACAACCAACCCCAAACACCCUCCUGUCAUCUACCACAGCUUCUGCACCGCUGACAGCUCUCCCUGGGCCAAUCUGUGGCAAGUUCAAAGCAGACAUUGGGUUCCUGGUGGAUGAGUCCUCAAGUAUUGGCUGGAGUAAUUUCAACAAAGUGAAGGAUUUUCUCUUCCGGAUCAUUUCCUAUUUCCCUAAGAUUGGGCCUGAAGGGACACAGGUUGCUGUUGCACAGUAUAGUGAGGAGCCCAGAGCAGCCUUCCACUUCAACCAGCACCAGGACCGCAAAGGUGCUCUGAAAGCUGUCAAAGAGCUACACUACCUAGGAGGCAACACAAAAACAGGUCGUGGUAUAGCCUUUAUGCUAAAGGAGUUAUUCCAACCCUCCAGAGGGAUGAGACCAGAGUUCCCUCAUGUGCUGAUGCUUGUGACUGAUGGGCGAUCCCAGGAUGAUGUGUUGCCACCUGCCAGAGCAGCCCAUGCUUUGGGAAUCCGCGUCAUUGCUGUGGGUGUCUCAGGAGCUGACCCUGCUGAGCUCAACGACAUUUUACUGCAGCAGAACCUCCAGAAUGUUUUCUAUGUGAGCACAUUUGAUGAGUUCCCCCAUAUCCUCCGAGAGCUAAUAGAAGUCAUUUGCUCUGACCUUCAGCCCUCAGGGGCCCCGCUGCCAUCUGGGGAGGUUGCCAGACCUGAAGCUGACAAGCAAUUGCCAUUUGAUGAUACAGACAACAAAGUACACCUCCCCGAUCCAUCACCAGCUGAACCAGACAUCCAGAAAGGAGUGGAGGCUUGUGGUCCCUGGUGUCUAAAGAACUCCAGGGGCUCACCAGGUCGUGGAGGUUAUGACCCAUAUGGGUUUACUAUGAAGGGAGAGAAAGGAGAGAGGGGUCUACCUGGGAAGGAUGGCAUUCCUGGACUGCCAGGCAGACCUGGACGAACAGGUCCUCCUGGUCCCCCUGGACUCAUGGGUCUCCCUGGCAUCCAAGGUGAUGUUGGAUCUCCAGGCUAUCCAGGACCAGUGGGGCCAAAAGGUGACAGGGGAGAACCUGGUUAUGUCUUAGGAGGAGUGGAGGUGAUUCCUGGCCGAAAUGGGCACCCUGGUCCACCUGGACAGAAAGGACAGCCAGGGGUUCCUGGGGUAGCAGGACCACAGGGUUUACCCGGCUUACCAGGACCACAAGGGCCACCAGGCAUCUCCAUCAAGGGUGAGCAAGGAGAUUCAGGUCUCAGGGGCCCUCGUGGAAGGAAUGGCAUCAAAGGGGACAGAGGAGGCAUGGGAGAGCCGGGGAAACCUGGCUUGCCAGGCCCUGUAGGGCUGGAUGGUGUCCCUGGACUGCCUGGACCAAAGGGAGAAAAGGGAGAAAAGGGGACGGCAGGAAUUGGCAUUCCUGGCACUGCUGGCCCAAAGGGGGAAGAAGGACAGCAGGGGGUGAUGGGCCCUCCAGGAGUACCUGGACCAAAGGGACUUCCAGGACCUCCAGGGCAGAAGGGAGUCCAAGUUUUGGGGCCACCAGGCAAGAAAGGUGUCAGGGGAGAUAUUGGACCAACAGGGGCCCCAGGACCACAAGGAGACAAAGGAAUACAAGGAGACAAAGGAGAGAAGGGAAGUCCAGGUUUUGGCAUUCCUGGUCAACCAGGGCUGAAGGGAGACACAGGGGACAGGGGAAACGUAGGCUUGUCUGGCAGACCAGGUUACAAGGGGGAAAUAGGUCCGAAGGGAGAGAAGGGUGAACCAGGAUUACCUGGGAAACCAGGCAAGACCGGCCUAAGAGGUAAAGAUGGAGAACCAGGGAAGAAAGGCAUCUCUGGGAUGAAGGGAGAAGCUGGUGCCCCAGGAGAACCAGGAGAGAGAGGAAUGAGGGGUCCACUUGGACUCCCAGGACGACCUGGAGAGCAGGGGAUAAAAGGCGACCCAGGAGAACCUGGAAAGGAUGGAAUUACUGGAGAGAAGGGACACAAGGGUGAACAGGGUAUGCCUGGGCUGCCUGGGACUCCUGGAAGUAUUAUGUCUUCUCUGGAGAAUACCAUCGCCCUGAAAGGGGAAAAGGGAGAUCGAGGGAAGGAUGGUUUGAAAGGUGAAAGAGGUCCUCCAGGCCCAAAGGGAGAGCCUGGUCCACCAGGAAAAGGAGUGGAAAUGAAGGAUCUGGAGAGACUUUUUGAAGAAAAUGGUAUCAAGCUGGCAUUGUUGAAGCACCUCUCCAACGCGAUCCUACAGGAGGGGCUGGAUUGGCUGAUGCAGCACUUGGGCAGCUCUAAGACCUCCAGGAGAAAGCAGGCAUUUCCAUACACACCCAAACAUGGUGGUUCAUUGACAGUUGAUAAUUCCCAUGAUGUCCUGACCAGCACUGGGGUGACAGAAGAAGCACAGAGUCUGGCAGUGGACACUCCAUUUAGGGUGCUGGUGUCUGAAGGACUCCCUAAGGGUCCAUCUGUUGAUGGUUCUGACUCUGAGCACCAGCCCCUGGGGAACACUCCUGAAUCAUUGGAGUCUGAGGAGAGAAGGAGGGAGGGAGACUCAAAAGGAACAAAUAUGUCUCUCAGCAAUAGUUUCUCUGUGCCCUCACCACAUCCAGAAGAUGAUCUGGAAGGAAACUUGUCCAUAGAGCUUCUCGAAUCCCUGGAGGAAAGAAUGGAAGGACAACCACAAGAGGACAACAGACUU